Molecule: messenger RNA, 1007 nt
Organism: Trichechus manatus latirostris (Florida manatee)
Lineage: Eukaryota; Metazoa; Chordata; Mammalia; Sirenia; Trichechidae
Gene: TAS2R1
Product: taste 2 receptor member 1
Exons: 1
Biological process (GO): detection of chemical stimulus involved in sensory perception of bitter taste; sensory perception of taste; G protein-coupled receptor signaling pathway
Cellular component (GO): membrane
Molecular function (GO): bitter taste receptor activity; G protein-coupled receptor activity
Source: RefSeq, a predicted model, not a curated record
AACGGGUUUCUACUCUAGUUGAACAAAGUAGAUCCCUUGGAUAAUCCAGACUGCCUAGAAAUCUAUAACUACAUCUUUUUUUUAAGUAACUGAUUUUUUUUCUUUUUAAAAUGCUAUAUUCUCACCUUACUAUCCACCUUCUGCUUUCAGUGAUACAGUUACUUAGUGGCAUUUUAGCCAAUGGCAUUAUUUUGGUUGGGCGUGGCAUGGACUUGAUCAAGAGGAGAAAGUGGACUUCCCUGGAUCUCCUGCUCUCCUGUCUGGGCGUCUCUCGGAUUUGUCUGCAGCUCAUGUUCUUCUACAUGACCCUGACUUUUCUCUCCAUUGUAGAAUUCUCUGAAUCAAGCACACAUUUUGCAGUCUGCAUGUUGAUAAAUGAGUCGGGACUCUGGUUUGACACAUGGCUGGGUGUUUUCUACUGUGCCAAGACUGCCAAUAUCACUCACCCACUCUUCUGGCUGAAGAGGAGAAUUUCCAAGCUGGUGGCCUGGCUGAUUCUGGCGUCGCUGCUCUAUACAUCUAUCGUUUCUAUUUUCCACAACAAAUAUUCAUGGCCAAUUUUCCAAAAAACAUUGCCCCAGUAUUUCUCAAAAAAUGCCACAGCUCAGAGCAAAUAAGGCUCUACUUUUCUGUACAUCUUUCUUGCCACUGAACUCUCCCUGCCGUUGCUUAUCUUCCUUGCUUCUGUUCUGCCCUUGGUUUUCUCACUGGGGAGACACACCUGGCAGAUGAGAAGCACAAUGACAGGCUCCAGGGACCUGAGCAGGAGCUCCCAACUCAGGGCCAUUCUGUCCAUCCUGUCCUUCCUCUUCCUCUACCUCACUCACUAUGUGGUCGAUGCCCUGAUCACUUUUUCGAUCCUCCAGGCCAGAAGCCUCGUCUUCCUGUUCUGCAUGUUGGUGGCUGGGACAUACCCCUCGGCACACUCCAUCAUCUUAAUUUUGGGAAACACUAAACUGAAGCAAAACGCAAAGACGUUCCUCCUUCACUGUAGGUGCUGUCCUUGA